AUGGGCUCCAUGCUACUUCCCUCCGAACCUUUCAGCAUCCCGCAACUCGUGCGCUACUUCCCCGGCCAGAAGUACAACCUCCACACAGAUUUCUGGCCCGAACACCAGAUCACCACUCUCGAAAAUGGAAGGCGGGUCUACUACAACCGCGUCGCGUCGUUCUUCGUCUUUCUGCGCGAUAAUUGCACGAAUGGGUAUACGUCUUUCCCUCUAGUCGAGCCUUCGUCGUCUAUCGAUCUAGAAGGUCUCUAUCACGGCAAAGUAGCUCAUGGGGAGAUGGAUGGAGAAGCUCAAGGCAUUAAGUUCCAGCCCAUUCAAGGAAACGCGGUGUUUUGGGUUAAUUUGGACAAGCACGGCAGCGGCGAUAGAAGAGUCGUACAUGCUGGCUUGCCUGUGGGCGAAGGAGAGAAGAUUGGACUGAAUCUCUGGCCUAGAAAAUACUUUGGGUACGUGGACGGUGAUAGUGUUGAUGAGGCAGAGACGGCGCAGGCGGCACGGCAGGGAUGGAGUGGGAAAUGGAAGGACUAG
Messenger RNA from Alternaria conjuncta, 528 nucleotides. RefSeq lists its product as uncharacterized. Gene Ontology annotation, molecular function: procollagen-proline 4-dioxygenase activity. Gene Ontology annotation, cellular component: endoplasmic reticulum. The record is from RefSeq and is a predicted model, not a curated record. Gene Ontology annotation, biological process: peptidyl-proline hydroxylation to 4-hydroxy-L-proline. NCBI's taxonomy places the organism in Eukaryota, Fungi, Ascomycota, Dothideomycetes, Pleosporales, Pleosporaceae. Bases 1 to 528 code for a protein of 175 amino acids. The transcript has a single exon.